AAAUACUUGUGAGUGCAGUUUCUCACCAUUCCUUUUGUCCAGCAGAUGGUGUCUCACACCCUGCCUGGAGGCUGGUGGUAGGCUUGGCUGGCGGGGACCACCCUCUAAAUGCACCUGCUGCUUUCCUCCUAUGCUUUACAGUGUUGACUGCUAUUUAGACUUCGCAUCUGCAGAAUCCACUGAAAUAGACCUUUUCACAUGUUUACUGUGCACCCCCCUCAAAAAAAAUACACAUACCCCAAAAGAUGAGAUCAUGUGCUGGGUAAACAAUCAGACAAAACACCUGGAGAUCAGCAUUACUGCCCAUGUGGAUACCCCCUGCCCGGCACACUGUCUUGGCACAGCAUCCGAGGCCUUGGUCGGCUUCCCUUUCUGGCUCAUUCCCACUGCUCCCCGCCCAGGUUCUCGGAACCACGGGCUGCUCCCCACACACGCUCUUCCCCUCCACCCCACCCCCCAGCUACCAGGAUACUCGACACCAGUCUCCGGUGCCCCCUGCUCCCGGGAGCCUUCCCAGAGCCUCCCCCGUGUCAGGCGCGCACACGCGCGCACGCGCACACACACACACACACACACACACACACACACACACUUGAUUUCAGUCCUCUCCAGAAUCUCAUGAUGCCUCCUUUGGCUCCAGCUCCAGCAGUUACAGUACACAGAUGCGUUCGUGGCCUGUGAGCAUCUUGGGGUGGGAAUGUUAUGAUUUCCACUUCCACACCCUCAGCACCCCUUGCACAGCAAACACUGGGCAGAUGUUUGUGGGAGGAAUCAAUGCUUUUUUGUCUUGUGUGUCAUAGAAGACCGCAGAUUCUACCCACAAGCAUCAAGUACCUAUUUAGAGUGGACACACAUAGACCUUUACUACCACUCACUGUAGUGGACUCCCCGUGUCGAUAAGGAAAUGCUUUCCUAGCUGAGCUGGGUCCUCACCAGCCUCGGUCCUGGCCAGUGCCACCAGUAAGGCCCUGUCUCUAUUCCACACCCAUGGAAAGAGGAUAAAGCUGUGCUUGUCUGCCCUCUGCGUGACGUGUGGAGGCCCAGUUUCGUGGAGACCUCUUCUUCUCACCAUGCCGUCCUCCAGGCCUGAGCAGACUCAGGCUUCCCUGGAAGGAGAUGCACUGAGCUCGGGAUGUGAUGGGAACUCGUGACAUAACAGGGUGAGUGCCCUGCCCCGGGGCCCUGUCCACUUCCGCUUGCUGGCCUUCAGUCUUCCUCAGGAGUGACCUCUCUAGAAGCAUUAACACUGCUGUGUUCCAUGUAUGCUGAAAUAACCUAUUUUGCACGGGCACAUGGACAGUGGAUGACAGAUUCAAGCCUGUAAUGAAGAAAUCCACAGAUGAGGAAGCUGAGGUGUCUGGGCUCUGAACAUGCACCCGAGUGGCCAUGGGGGCUUAUAACUGGCACAACCCAUAACUCUCGUACUCAUGAAAGUUACUGGAAAAGCCCUCGGGAGAGGAAUCCUGUGUGUCAUCACAAGAGCUCCCCAAAACCAGCAGGCCACAGGCCACAGGAUGCACUCACUCUGGACCAGUUCAAUCACUCACCUAAAAAGCAAACACCGAAACACUCAACACUUUGUGUAACGUUUAAUAUUUUAACAGUGAGCAAACAAGCCUUUUAGUAGGGGAAAAAAAAAAAAGCUCUCCCUUCCCUUCCUGGCUCUGUCCCUAGAGGAGCGAAGUGAGCCCUGGAGGGGAAGUUCUCAGCCACUCUUGUGGGGCGGAGGCGGCUUCGCAAGUGGCCCCCACCUGAAUGUUUAUCUUAGAGUAGAAGGCGUGGGGCUGGCUCUGCAUAACCUCUUCUGGGGACUCUGUGCCUCAGUGUCGAGUGUUUUGAGGAACAUUUAACUUCCUUUCCUCAUGUACAUUUGCUUUCAUAACCAGAAAGUUGUCCAGAUUUUGUAAUUCUGGGAAUCUCCUUUAAAUUCCUUUCUGCUCAAACAGAACAGAUACAAGUAAGGCGUUCGGUAGGACUUGGGAUGCGGCCUGGCAUGCACAAGGCAGCCGGCCGGGUGCUGGAGGGAGGCCAAUAAAUACCCACGAAGGUAGCGGGGCUCAGGGGAUAGUUUCUCUGUUUGUUUUCCAAGGGUGCAUUGUGGGAGCAAUGCAUACAAUUUUAUAAAGAUUUUACUACUUUUCAUAGACCUGGCUCACAGCUUUCUUGCUGUGUGAACAGGACUGGGUCCUUCCUCCUCCUUUCUUCGUCGGUAAGAGGUGGUGAUCGCAGAAGCAAGGCCUAGGUGAGCGUGUCUAAUGUGAAAGCUCCUUCUAUUUCCACGCAUCAGGAGGGAACAAAGACUCACCCUUGCAGUAUCUGUUUCCCUGCAUCCACAUUUCUUUGUUAUUGGAUCUGCUCUGUUUUAAGUAACACGCUUGCGAUCUGUUUUGGUCUCUUUCUAACUUGGUGAGAGGUGCUUUUUGGUUAUUUUCCAAAUUAUGCUCUAGCGCCCUCCUUUUGCCCAGAGGUCCUGGUAGAGUCAUGCCAGCAAGUCCUGGGCCCCUCCUGAUGUCCCGUGAGGCGUCCGUCACCACGCUGCACUCAAGAGGCCCGCAGGCCCCACCCCAGAGCCCUGGUCACAGAGCUGCCUCCUCCCAGCCAGUCCUGCUGUAACCCCAGAGGGAGACCACGGCCAGGAGCCUCUCCCAGGACCCAGGUUGUGUGGGGCUGCAUCCACCCGCCCGCGCAGGGAGUCAGUUCACUGAGCUCAGAACUUCCCGCAUACGACACACAGGCUUCUCCCCACUUUCAGGACCGUGAGCACCAGGGGCCUAUCUCCACUCCCCCUGCGCCCUCACCGCCGUGUGGAAAGGAACCAGGUGCUCGGGGGGGGUGGGGGGGCCUCCACCUCUGCCGCCCGCGUGCCCACCCUGGGUGGGCGCAGCCCCGUCCACCCCCAGGCCUUCACGCCCGCAGCUUCCGGAACACAGUGGUGCCGUGUCCUGGGCGUCGUGGGGUCUUCCUGAGCUCCUUCAGACCACCUCCUUCUGCAGCAGGAGACCGGCCACUGCCUAGCAGCGUGCUUUCUCCGUGGGCAGACGGAGCAGAGCUGGUGUCUUUCUCUGGUGGCAGACAGGACGUGGGGACGCAGGAGGAGGGCUUGUGUCUGAGGGGGGUCUCCCGCCCCGGGGCCCCCAGGUGCACCACGGCUGCUGCAUACCCGGCCUUCCGUCGGCCUGAAGAUGGCCGUGCUCAGGCAGCUGGUGCUCCUGCUCUGGAAGAACUACACUGUGCAGAAGCGCAAAGUCCUGGUGACCGUCCUGGAGCUCUUCCUGCCCUUGCUGUUCUCUGGGAUCCUGAUCUGGCUCCGCUUGAAGAUCCAGUCAGAAAACGUGCCCAAUGCCACCAUCUACCCUGGCCAGUCCAUCCGAGAGCUGCCCCUGUUCUUCAGCUUCCCACCUCCGGGCGAUGCCUGGGAGCUCGCCUACAUCCCGUCCCAGAGCAACGCCGUGAAGACCAUCACAGAGAUGGCGCGGAGGACGCUGGUCAUCAACAUGAGAGCUCGCGGCUUUCCCUCGGAGAAGGACUUUGAGGACUACAUCAGGUACGACAACCGCUCCUCAAAUGUGCUGGCCGCCCUGGUGUUCGAGCACACCUUCAACCACAGCGGGGAGCCCCUGCCGCUGGCGGUGAAAUACCACUUACGGUUCAGCUACACACGAAGAAACUACAUGUGGACCCAAACAGGCUCCUUUUUCCUGAAAGAGACGGAGGGAUGGCACACCACUUCGCUCUUCCCACUUUUCCCAAACCCAGGACCAAGGGAGCCCGCGUCCCCCGACGGCGGAGAACCUGGGUACAUCCGCGAAGGCUUCCUGGCUGUGCAGCACGCAGUGGACAGGGCCAUCAUGCAGUACCACGCCAACGCCUCCACACGUCAGCUGUUUGAGAAGCUCACCGUGAUCGCGAAGAGGUUCCCUUACCCCCCUUUUAUUUCGGACCCCUUCCUGGUCGCCAUCCAGUACCAGCUCCCCCUGCUGCUCAUGCUGAGCUUCACCUACACCUCGCUCACCAUCAUCCGGGCCGUCGUGCAGGAGAAGGAGAGGAAGCUGAAGGAGUACAUGCGCAUGAUGGGGCUCAGCAGCUGGCUGCACUGGAGCGCCUGGUUCCUCCUCUUCUUCUUCUUCCUCCUCGUGGCGGUCUCCUGCGUGACCCUGCUGUUCUGCGUCAAGGUGAAGAAGGAUGUGGCUGUGCUCACUCACAGCGACCCCUCACUGGUGCUGGUCUUCCUGCUGUGCUUUGCCACCUCAUCCGUCUCUUUCAGCUUCAUGGUCAGCACCUUCUUCAGCAAAGCCAACAUGGCAGCCGCCAUAGGGGGCUUCCUCUACUUCUUCACCUACAUCCCGUACUUCUUUGUUGCUCCCCGAUACAACUGGAUGACUCUCAGCCAGAAGCUGCUCUCCUGUCUCCUGUCCAAUGUUGCCAUGGCGAUGGGAGCCCAGCUCAUAGGAAAAUUUGAAGCAAAAGGUGUGGGUGUCCAGUGGCGAGACCUCCUGAGUCCUGUCAAUGUGGAUGAUGACUUCUCCUUUGGGCAAGUGCUAGGCAUGCUGCUGCUGGACUCUGUCCUCUACGGCCUGGUGACCUGGUACGUGGAGGCCGUGCUCCCAGGGCAGUUCGGCGUGCCCCAGCCCUGGUACUUCUUCGUCAUGCCCUCGUACUGGUGUGGGCACCCACGGACGGUUUUGGGAAAAGAAGAGGAAGAUGAUGACCCAGAAAAAGCGCUCAGAACGGAGUACUUUGAGGCUGAGCCGGAGGACCUGGUGGCCGGGAUCAAGAUCAAGCAUGUGACCAAGGUGUUCAGAGUGGGGAACAAGGGCAAGGCGGCAGUCAGAGAUUUGAACCUGAACUUGUAUGAGGGGCAGAUCACGGUGCUACUGGGCCACAACGGCGCAGGGAAGACUACCACCCUCUCCAUGCUCACAGGUCUCUUUCCCCCAACGAGCGGACGGGCGUAUAUCAACGGGUAUGAGAUUUCACAAGACAUGGUUCAGAUCCGCAAGAGCCUGGGCCUCUGCCCACAGCACGAUGUGCUGUUUGACAACCUGACCGUUGCAGAACACCUGUAUUUCUAUGCACAGCUGAAGGGCUUGUCCCGUCAGAAGUGCCCUGAAGAAGUCCAGCGGAUGCUGCACGUCCUCGGUCUGGAGGACAAGCAGGACUCCCUGAGCCGGUUCCUGAGUGGGGGCAUGAAGCGCAAGCUCUCCAUCGGCAUCGCCCUCAUAGCGGGCUCCAAGGUGCUGAUGCUGGACGAGCCCACCUCGGGCAUGGACGCCAUCUCCAGGAGGGCCAUCUGGGACCUCCUGCAGCAGCACAAGAGUGACCGCACCGUGCUGCUGACCACGCACUUCAUGGACGAGGCUGACCUGCUGGGGGACCGCGUGGCCAUCAUGGCCAAGGGGGAGCUGCAGUGCUGCGGGUCCUCGCUCUUCCUCAAGCAGAAGUAUGGUGCAGGCUACCACAUGACGCUGGUGAAGGAGCCUCACUGCGACCCUGAGGCCAUCUCCCGGCUGGUGCAGCACCACGUUCCCAGUGCCACGCUGGAGAGCAGAGCUGGCUCAGAGCUGUCCUUCAUCCUCCCCAAGGAGAGCACGCACAGGUUCGAAAGUCUAUUUGCUAAGUUGGAGAAGCAGCAGAAGGAGCUGGGGAUCGCCAGCUUCGGGGCCUCGGUCACCACCAUGGAGGAGGUCUUCCUCCGGGUCGGCAAGCUGGUGGACACAAGCAUGGACAUCCAAGCCAUCCAGCUCCCUGCCCUGCAGUACCAGCACGAGAGGCGGGCAAGCGACUGGGCCGUGGACAGCCACCUGUGCGGGGCCAUGGACCCGACCAACGGCGUGGGCUCCCUGAUCGAGGACGAGUGCACCACCGCCAAGCUCAACACUGGGCUCGCCCUGCACUGCCAGCAGUUCUGGGCCAUGUUCCUGAAGAAGGCCACAUACAGCUUGCGCGAGUGGAAGAUGGUGGUGGCCCAGGUCCUGGUCCCGCUGACAUGCGUCACGCUGGCCCUCCUGGCUGUCAACUACUCCUCAGAGACCUUCGACGACCCCAGGCUGGAGCUGACCCUGGGCGCGUACGGCCGAACUGUUGUGCCCUUCGCCGUUCCAGGGGCCUCCCGGCUGGACCAGCUGCUGGCGGAGCGUCUGAAAGACAUGCUGCAGGCUGAGGGCCAGGAGCCGCGGGAGGUGCUGGGUGAUCUGGAGGAGUUCCUGAUUUUCAGGGCCUCGGUGGAGGGAGGCGGCUUUAACGAGCGGUGCUUGGUGGCGGUGUCCUUCAGAGACGUUGGUGAGCGGACGGUGGUCACUGCCCUGUUCAACAACCAGGCAUACCACUCCCCGGCCACUGCGCUGGCCGUCGUGGACAACCUUCUGUUCAAGCAGCUGUGUGGCCCCCGGGCCUCCAUCAUGGUCUCCAACUACCCCCAGCCCCGGAGCACCCUGCAGGCUGCCAAGGACCAGUUCAAUGAGGGCCGGAAGGGAUUCAACAUCGCUCUCAACUUGCUGUUCGCCAUGGCGUUCCUGGCCAGCACCUUCUCCAUCCUGGCAGUCAGCGAGAGGGCCGUCCAGGCCAAGCAUGUCCAGUUUGUGAGUGGAGUCCAUGUGGCUACUUUCUGGCUCUCCGCGCUGCUGUGGGACCUCAUGUCCUUCCUCGUCCCCAGUCUGCUGCUGCUGGUGGUGUUCAAAGCCUUCGACGUGCACGCCUUCACACGCGACGGCCACAUGGCAGAUGCCCUGUUGCUGCUCAUGCUCUAUGGCUGGGCCAUCAUCCCCCUCAUGUACCUGAUGAACUUCUUCUUCUCGGGAGCAGCCACUGCCUACACGAGGCUGACCAUAUUCAACAUCCUGUCAGGCAUAGCCACCUUCCUCAUGGUCACCAUCAUGCGCAUCCCAGCGGUCAAGUUAGAAGAGCUUUCCAGAACCCUGGACCACGUGUUCCUGGUGCUGCCCAACCACUGUCUGGGGAUGGCGGUCAGCAGCUUCCACGAGAACUUCGAGAUGCGGAGGUACUGCACCUCCUCGGAGGUCGCGGCCCACUACUGCAGGAAGUACAACAUCCAGUACCAGCAGAACUUCUAUGCGUGGAGCGCCCCGGGGGUCGGCAGGUUCGUGACCUCCAUGGCAGCUUCUGGAUUUGCCUACCUCAGCCUGCUCUUCCUCAUUGAGACCGACACGCUGUGGAGGCUGAAGACCUGCCUCUGUGCCUUCCGGAGGAGGCGGGCGCUGAUGGAAGCGUAUGCUCGGACGUCAGCACCUCCUGAGGACCAGGACGUGGUGGAUGAAAGGAACCGGGUCCUGGCCCCCAGCAUGGAUUCCCUGCUGGACACACCUCUGGUUAUCAAGGAGCUCUCCAAGGUGUAUGAGCAGACGAUGCCCCUGCUUGCCGUGGACAAGAUCUCCCUUGCAGUCCAUAAAGGGGAGUGUUUUGGCUUGCUGGGUUUCAACGGAGCCGGGAAAACCACAACUUUCAAAAUGCUGACGGGGGAGGAGACCAUCACGUCUGGGGAUGCCUUUGUCGGGGGCUACAGCAUCAGCUCUGAAAUUGGGAAGGUGCGGCAGCGAAUCGGCUACUGCCCCCAGUUUGACGCUCUGCUGGACCACAUGACGGGCCGGGAGACGCUGGUCAUGUACGCCCGGCUUCGGGGCAUCCCCGAGCGCCACAUCGGCGCCUGCGUGGAGAACACGCUCCGGGGCCUGCUUCUGGAGCCGCACGCCAACAAGCUGGUCAGGACGUACAGCGGUGGCAACAAGCGAAAGCUGAGCACAGGGAUCGCCCUGCUUGGAGAGCCUUCGGUCAUCUUCCUGGAUGAGCCAUCCACUGGCAUGGACCCCGUGGCCCGGCGCCUGCUCUGGGACACUGUGGCACGGGCCCGAGAGUCCGGCAAGGCCAUCAUCAUCACCUCCCACAGCAUGGAGGAAUGCGAGGCCUUGUGCACCCGGCUGGCCAUCAUGGUGCAGGGUCAGUUCAAGUGCCUGGGCAGCCCACAGCACCUCAAGAGCAAGUUUGGCAGCGGCUACUCCCUGCGGGCCAAGGUCCGGAGCGACGGGCAGCAGGGGGCGCUGGAGGAGUUCAAGGCGUUUGUGAACCUGACCUUCCCAGGCAGCGUCCUGGAAGAUGAGCACCAAGGGAUGGUCCAUUACCACCUGCCCGGGGAUGACCUCAGCUGGGCCAAGGUGUUUGGUGUUCUGGAGAAGGCCAAGGAGAAGUACGCCAUGGACGACUACUCCGUGAGCCAGAUCUCACUGGAGCAGGUCUUCCUGAGCUUCGCCCACCUGCAGCCACCUGCCGAGGACGAGGGACCAUGAGGAGCCCGCAGGCGUGGGGCAAGUGGCCGCACAGGCAGGCGUCCUCCCUCUCCGAGCUCAUCUUAUCCUGCACCUUUAUUUCCAAUCACCGUUUUCUAUAAUGGACGCGAGAAUCAAGGCACAGUGGGGACCAGGAUGUCAGAGCCCUCGCGCUGGGAAUCAGCAUGCGAACAUCCAUGUCCAAGGCAGUGGCCAGAGCCCCUCUCUGGAACUCGGGACCCAGCAAAAGCAGCCCCGCAGCCCGUGCGGGUGAGCCUUGGGGUCUCUGGGCAGAGAGCCCCUCGGGAAGGGGCUGCAGCCGACCUGGGGGUUGCAUUUCCUCAAGUGCUCACGAGACGAGCACCAGUAACACCCCCACGUCUGCACACAGCAUGGAGCCUCCCUGGGGCGACACGGGGAGCCAGCAGGACAGCGGGCAGCAGGGCUCGCCAGGCUGCCCGGAAUGGAGAGAAUGUCGCCUGUGGCCGUCCACGAGGGAGGUGCUGGCUGUGACCACACUCUGUGAUCUUGGCUUCCGGGGGCCUGGGAGUCGCUGCUCCACGGAGCGUGCUCUCGAUGCCGGGUAGGGCUGACCCCGCGCCUGGCGCCAUCACACAAGCGUCUCCCAGGGUCGGCAGGCUCGGGGAGAGAAGGCAGUCCUUAAUGCCCAAGGCUGGCUUCUGGAGAAGCCACCAGCGGGAGGCCAGUUGGGGACCACUGCGGGACCAAGGGACCGUCUAUGGAGGAUGCACCUGACACGCGGUGACUCUAUCCAGAAAAUAAAGUCCAGGAGGGAACAUGACCUCGGUCUGUAUGGAGUGACUUCCAGUGCUCACUGCCAGGAGGUGAAGCAGCCAGGCUGGCAGGCGCCAGAGCGGGUUAGACAGACCCCUGGCAGGUCCACCGUCCCCACCGGGAGGCACGAGCGCAGGGUCAGGGUGGGGGGUGCAGACCCCCGUGGGGCGGGAGGCCUUGGACACCAGGCCCACUCGGGGCUUUAGGCAGAAGAUUCUUCUUCCGUAUCAGCUUCCUUUUAAUUUAUAUGCUCUUAUUUCUGACAGUUUUCUUUUUAAGAUUUUUAAAUUUAUUUGAGAGAUAGAGUGAGUGUGCGCACAG
Molecule: messenger RNA, 9392 nt
Organism: Zalophus californianus (California sea lion)
Lineage: Eukaryota; Metazoa; Chordata; Mammalia; Carnivora; Otariidae
Gene: ABCA3
Product: ATP binding cassette subfamily A member 3
Exons: 32
Coding region: 3183-8297 (1704 amino acids)
Biological process (GO): transmembrane transport; lipid transport
Cellular component (GO): intracellular membrane-bounded organelle; membrane
Molecular function (GO): ATP binding; ATP hydrolysis activity; ABC-type transporter activity
Source: RefSeq, a predicted model, not a curated record